Molecule: messenger RNA, 2317 nt
Organism: Hippoglossus stenolepis (Pacific halibut)
Lineage: Eukaryota; Metazoa; Chordata; Actinopteri; Pleuronectiformes; Pleuronectidae
Product: CD9 antigen
Exons: 9
Coding region: 126-947 (273 amino acids)
Cellular component (GO): membrane
Source: RefSeq, a predicted model, not a curated record
ACACGACAUUAGAAUUUGUAAUAUUACCUGUUGUUCGUCUUCUUUCCUCCUUCUCCUCCUCAUCUCCUGCUGAAGAGGACGAGCUGUGAAAAGCUUUCUACUGAUACAGUUUGUACACAGUCAUCAUGGGACUGGACGGAUGUGGCACCGUGUGCGUUUAUGUCAUCGUCCUUUUCAACAUCGCCCUUGCUGUGGCGGGCUCUGCCUUUUUGGCUCUCGGCCUGUGCCUCAGGUUCAACGUUAAUACCAGGGUCGUCUUUGAAAUAGCCAGCCUCAAAUCAUGGGUGUUCGUUAUGGAUGUGAAGAUUAUUAUCGUGCUGGGUACGUUCAUGUUGAUCACGGCGCUGUUUGGAUUCAUCGGCGCCUCCUCUAAGAAAAAAUGGGCUCUGGAGACGUUCUCUGGUCUCCUGAGCCUUCUUCUUUUGUCUGCAAUGGCCCUACUGGGUCUCACUUUUUGGAAAAGCGAUGCGGUUGGAAUGAACAUAAUGGAGUUCUACAUCAGCAUGUAUGUUCUGUACGAUGGAGUAGAUCCAGUCAUUGGCACCACCCUCAGGAUCAUCCACAACUUGCUUCACUGCUGUGGCGUGACGGGCAUCGGGCUGAUAGAGACGACCUGUCCCAAGCCAAGUGGAUUUUUGGAGCACUUCGUCAUGCCUAAUUGUCCUGAGAAGAUCGCAGGCUUCUUCGACAGAAAAGCUCCUCUGAUAGGUGUCCUCUUUGCAUUUGUAUGUCUUCUGAGCGUACCUCUAGUGUGCAGCAGUAUCAUCUGCAAAAAGAUCCGUGUGUCCGUUUCCACAACUCAGUACACUGUCAUGACUAACUACGCCCUGCCUACCCCUCAACCAUUACAGCAGGGAUUUGUCCCCACCUCCUACUCUUACCCCAACCCGGACCCAGACAUUUUCCCCCUUGUCCCUGUCGCUGAGGCCCCUGUGGUUGAGGCCUAGUUUACUCAGUCUUGAUUUUUGUUCUCUCCGCUUUGGCAUGGAGAAUUCAAAUGCAUGUUUUCCUCAGCCGGGUUAUUAAAGGGUUUCAUCAACUCCCUUUGAAGGAGGAAUUUACCCUGUACGGACAAACACACCGUCACAUUAAGGCUACAUCCAUACUAUGACGUCGGAAAACAUCUUUGACGUGAGCGUUUUGGGUUCGAAUCAGUUUUAAAUCGCCGCCCAUAUUAAUAUGCCUGAAAAACGCAAAUCAUGUGACCUCCCACGUACACUGAUGUACAUAAGAAUUGCUCCAAUAACAGCUCAUCUCCUCUUCUAGAAAGGGAUAAUGUGAUCGAGCCUGACGAAUCAGCGGAGGCUAUGUUGUCAUGGAAAAGACCCAAUCAGCAAGCGGUUGUGUCUAUGACAUCGUUUUCCAAAUAUCUCAGUUUCAGCUCUUCCAGCCUAAACCCCCGGCGUCUUCAAACUGAACUGGGGCCAGCGGCGUUUCUCAAAGCUUCUCAGUUAAAGCAGCUCUAAAACUCCGGAGUAGUGAAAAUAAUAGUAACUUUAUUUGAAAAGCACUUAUCCCAACAAGGUUACACAGUGCUUCUCAAAUUCCAAUGGCCAAAAUGAAUGGUAUUUAAUUCUGUUCAAUUCUAAGCGCCAAAUCGUAACCUAGGUCAAGACCUUGAAAUUUAUACAAAACCCCAGCAGUCUCCCCCCCCUUUCUGUGUGUGCAUGACAGAUCAGUCCCUUGGUCUGCAGCGUUAUCCUCCUGAGGAAGAUCAUCAGAGUCCACAUUGGCGUAGUACCUUGAAAGGCCUCUAGAUCACAGUGGGCGUGUGAGAAGUCACCAACACAUCCACGCCACGUUUAAUUCAGCUGGGAAGAGGAUGGAGACUUUUUCUAUGUUACCACGUGACAGCAGCUCUGGUACUUUAGGUUUUGUGCUUUUUAUCUUUCAUAUGAGAAAUAUCUGCUGUGUUAAAAAUAUAUGUACCAAUGUGAAGGGAUCAUUUUCUUUUAAACCCUUUGAAGCCGUUUCAGAAGCUAUGAAAAGUAGUUUUGGUCAAAGUACUUUUUAAAGUCUUGCCCUGCAUCAUCAGGUACGUCAGUGUGAAACGUAUAUAGGUGUAAUGUUCCAUGAGUACUAGUGUUUGUUUUCCUUUGUCAAACUGACUAAACAUUUCCAAUGGCGUAAAGCAUUAAGCCUUCCUUUGAAUGGCGGUUUGAUACCAAAGAUAAACACCUUAGUAUUAAAAUAAAUAUAUUGUUACUCUAAAUCCCUAAUUCUGCGGUAAAUAUUACAUUAUCCUGUUUUUAUGUUUACAAUGUUAGAAAUGUGUUCCAAAUGUCUUUACUUGUUGCAAUAAAAGGGCUAAAGUGGA